Molecule: messenger RNA, 147 nt
Organism: Racocetra fulgida
Lineage: Eukaryota; Fungi; Glomeromycota; Glomeromycetes; Diversisporales; Gigasporaceae
Source: the annotation of a GenBank genome assembly
UUAAACCAUUUUGGGAAGAAAUAACGAAUGAGAUUCGGGUUAUGAAAGAGGCCUCUAAAAUUGACGUUAAAUCUCGAAUUCUUGAAAUAGUUGAUAAGUAUAAUUAUGCUAAUGAGUAUUCUAUUGAAAGUUAUGCAAAUGUUGAAG